AUGUCUGAGCCAGAUCUGUUAGACAUUAAUUCCCACCUCAGCUCCCUGCCUCUAGGACAGAAAGGAUGGCACGUCUCUGGGGAUGCAGUCGGAGAGCACCGGAGCAGUGCCGCGAAUGUACACCAGCCUUUCCCCACGGGGUUAUUUACAUUCCACGAAUUUCACCUACUGAAAACAACUCUCUGGUGGUUCUUUCUAACGAUAAAACCAACUGCCCAGACAAUUCCAGACCAUGAAACAGUUCUGCUGUAUUUAGCAGGCUUGCCUUUCAGUAUGUCAAACCAUGUGUGGCUUCGAGGGGUUGAGCCUCCUCCAUCUCUAUCACAAGCAGCGCUGAUGUGCUUCUCUGAACAUGUGGGGGUCUUGACUCAUGCUGAUGGGUCACAGCUCGGCGUGGCUCAGGACCCCACUGUGGAUCCGUAA
Messenger RNA from Athene cunicularia (burrowing owl), 423 nucleotides. RefSeq names its product BTB domain containing 16 (gene BTBD16). Lineage: Eukaryota; Metazoa; Chordata; Aves; Strigiformes; Strigidae. The transcript is spliced from 4 exons. Bases 1 to 423 code for a protein of 140 amino acids. The record is from RefSeq and is a predicted model, not a curated record.